Molecule: messenger RNA, 1350 nt
Organism: Neltuma alba
Lineage: Eukaryota; Viridiplantae; Streptophyta; Magnoliopsida; Fabales; Fabaceae
Product: mitogen-activated protein kinase kinase 6
Exons: 8
Coding region: 80-1144 (354 amino acids)
Biological process (GO): MAPK cascade; protein phosphorylation
Molecular function (GO): MAP kinase kinase activity; ATP binding
Source: RefSeq, a predicted model, not a curated record
UUCUUCGACUGCGAAAAAUCCACCAUCUUGAACCCUAAACCGCAGAAGUCCCUGAUCCAUAACUGCUGUACCGAGAAAGAUGAAGACCAAGACGCCAUUAAAGCAACUCAAACUCGCUGUCCCUGCUCAAGAAACCCCCAUCUCCUCAUUCCUGACUGCAAGUGGCACAUUUCAUGACGGGGAUCUGCUUUUAAACCAGAAAGGAUUGCGCCUCAUCUCAGAAGAAAAAGAAUCGCGGCCUUCUGAUGGUAAGGAACUGGAUUUUGACUUCACACUGGAAGACCUUGAGACCAUGAAAGUGAUUGGAAAGGGAAGUGGUGGUGUAGUACAACUUGUUCGCCAUAAGUGGGUUGGAAAAUUAUUUGCCUUGAAGGUUAUUCAGAUGAACAUACAAGAGGAGAUUCGAAAACAGAUUGUACAGGAGCUGAAAAUUAACCAAGCAUCACAGUGUCCCCAUGUUGUAGUUUGUUACCACUCUUUCUACCAUAAUGGAGCCAUAUCUCUUGUGUUAGAAUACAUGGAUCGUGGUUCUCUAGCGGAUGUAAUCAGACAAGUUAAAACAAUUUUGGAACCAUAUCUUGCAGUUGUUUGUAAGCAGGUCUUGCAAGGUCUUGUUUACUUGCAUCAUGAAAGACAUGUAAUUCAUAGGGACAUCAAACCGUCCAAUCUGUUAGUAAAUCACAAAGGGGAGGUUAAGAUUACUGAUUUUGGUGUUAGUGCUAUGCUGGCCAGCUCAAUGGGCCAACGAGAUACAUUUGUCGGAACUUACAACUAUAUGUCGCCAGAAAGAAUCAGUGGGAGUACUUAUGAUUAUAGCAGCGACAUCUGGAGCUUGGGCAUGGUAGUACUUGAGUGUGCCAUAGGCCGUUUUCCUUAUAUACAAUCUGAAGACCAGCAAAGCGGGCCUAGCUUUUAUGAGCUUUUGGAAGCAAUCGUGGAAAGUCCUCCACCUUCUGCUCCGUCUGAUCAGUUCUCUCCAGAGUUCUGUUCAUUUGUGUCAUCCUGCAUACAAAAGGAUCCACGCGACAGAUUGACAUCCUUGGAGCUUCUGAGUCAUCCUUUCAUAAAAAAGUUUGAAGACAAGGAUUUAGAUCUUGGGAUUCUGGUAGGCAGCUUGGAACCUCCUGUAAAUUUUCCUAGAUAACAUGUCCUACAAAGUAUGUGUAAAAUUUUUAAUGUGACAGCCAUGAGUCUAUAUAUGGUAACAGAUCAGUGAAUUCUUCUAUUUUCACCGAUGUAAUGCUGCAAAUGAUGAUACCAGCAUCAGUCCUGGGCUUGUUAAUUCCAUUGACAGUGUCCCUUCACCCAAGUUUUGUAUAAUAGGUGUUUGCAUUGAACUAAACCGGUUUA